This is a messenger RNA of Brassica rapa (field mustard), 9167 nucleotides long. RefSeq lists its product as uncharacterized. The record is from RefSeq and is a predicted model, not a curated record. Gene Ontology annotation, molecular function: zinc ion binding. Lineage: Eukaryota; Viridiplantae; Streptophyta; Magnoliopsida; Brassicales; Brassicaceae.
AAACAAAAUAUUUGAGAAUAUUCACUUUUAUUUUUUUUUAAAAAAUCGAUUUUUUUUUAAAAAAAAAAAAAACGAAAAAGAACAAAAAAAAACGACAAAAAAUACCUUGGCAACCUUCUUAGCCGUCUUCUAUAUUCCAUUGAUUGUUCACAAAAUUUUCACAAAAUUUUCACAUUAUUUCUACCGUGAUUCAUGUCUAUGCUUCAUGUGGUGUUUGGGAAUUGGUUGUAUCUUCAGGUUGGAGUUUUAAUGUUGAUAAAAAGAAAGGGGGAAGGUUACUUGCUUUGGAAUUGAAGUCUUCUCUGGAAGAGUUACAGAAAAUUGUUAUAGAGGAUUUUGGUUUUGAAGAAACAGAUGCUGAUUUGGAGUUGAGUUACCUUCCUAUUGGAUUGAUCAAUUCAUCAAAUUGUCCACCAGUGAUCAUUGGAAACUCAAGGCAAGUUCAAAAUUUUCUAGGGUUUUGUAAGAAGCAUCAGUCAACUCAAUUGUGUGUCAGCUAUAAAGCAAAGCAAGGAAAUCCAAAUAAGAUCGACAUUGAUCUUAAUAAGAUGCCAACUGAUGCAAGUACUAGUGAAGAGAACAAGCGAAAUCCUUGUGACAUUGGGACCGCUUCAAAUACUGUUAAGGGGCUAAGCAUAACGAGAAGAAGAAAGGGAAGAUGAAGCAAAGUGAAGUUGAUGGAGAUGAUUAUGAUGCUGACAAGCAUAACGAGAAGAAGAAAGGAAAAAUGAAGCAAGACGAGGUUGAAGGAGAUGAUGAUGAUGCUGAGAAGAUCAAUGCUGAAAAAGAAAACAGAGAAAAAUUGGCAAAGAGUCAGGUGGUCGAAUUGGUUAAGACGGGAGAUCUUUUCCUCAACAAAACAGUUUUGAAAGCGAGGUUUGAGUUAUGUGCAAUGAAGCAUAACUUUCACUACACAGUUACCAACUCCAAUAAAUCAGUUUGGUGUAUUAGAUGCGCUGAUAAGGUGUGCUUUUGGGGUGCUCGAGCUGAGUGUUUGAAGGGCUCCACAUAUUUUAUUAUUAAGAAGUAUGUCGGUGUACAUUCCUGCGCACCUUCAAACAAAACCAGUGCCGGAAGGACAGCUUCAGCGAAAACGAUAGGCAAUCUGAUAAUGCAUAAAUAUGAAGGUAUCAAGGAAGGGCCUAAAGCGAAAGAUAUUGUUCAGAUUAUGCGCAAUGAUUAUGGAUGUGAGAUCUCUGAAUCUUUAGCAUGGGAUUCCCGUGAAUAUGCAGUCAACGCUGUUAGAGGUAUUCCAGAGGAAAGUUAUGGGAAAAUACCAAAAUAUUUGCACAUGCUGCGAGAGGCCAAUCCGGGUACACAUUCCUCUUACAAGACUGACGUCGAUGGUAGAUUUCGAUAUCUGUUUAUAGCGUUUGGUCAAUCGAUCAGAGGCUUUAACACAGUCAUGAGGCGUGUCAUUGUUGUCGAUGGAACAUUCUUGAAGAGUAAAUUCAAAGGGGUGCUACUGGUUGCAACUGCUAUAGAUGGAAAUUCAAAUUUAUAUCCUAUUGCAUUUGGGAUAGUAGACUCUGAGAAUGAGCAGUCUUGGGAAUGGUUUAUGAGAGAAUUAAAAGUUGUUGUUGCUGAUGAUAAUGGUUUGGCUUUUAUUUCGGAUAGACAAGUGUCAAUAGCGAAGGCAGUGGAGAAAGUGUAUCCCCUAGCGAGACAUGGUAUCUGUAUUCAUCAUUUGUUGAAUAAUGUGAUAUCAUAUUUCAAGGGGAAGGGAUUAGCUGGGUUGAUUUCUAAGGCUUCAAAGGCUUAUAGAGUGGUUGAUUUCAAGAAGACGUUUGCUCAUGUUUGCAAUAUCAGUCCAGCAAUUGGAACGUAUCUUAUGGAAGCAGAUGUCAGAAAGUGGGCUAGAUGUCAAUUUCAUGGAUACAGGUAUGACAUUAGGACAAACAAUCCUGCAGAGUCGAUAAAUUCUGCGUUGCGUUCGCCGAGAGAGUUUCCCGUAAUUCCUUUGUUGGACAGUAUUAGAGAAAUGCUGACACGUUGGUUUUUUAAGCGUAAGAAGUUGAUUUCAAAGCACACCCACCGUUUGACCAUAGAUGUGGAGGAAAAGAUUGAUAGGAGAAUUGGAAAGGGGAAAACUUUCGCAGUUUACCCUGUAACCGAUAGCCAGCUGCUUGUUAAAGGCGAUACAAUUGACUGCUUUGUUGAUUUGGACAAACGGACUUGUUCUUGUGGGAAGUACGACCUCUCGAAAAUCCCUUGUAGACACGCAAUAAAAGCUGGUUUCUUUGUUGGUAGAGAACCAUAUACAUUGACUGAUUUUUUGUAUACCACGGGAGCUUGGAGAGAAGCUUAUCAAGAAAGCAUAAAUCCCAUUUCAGUUCCUGAAGAUGGUUGGUCUGUCCCACAAGUUGUGGAAAAUUCUGAAGUGCUACCGCCUGAGACAAGAAGAUCUCUUGGAAGAAAUAGAAAACGCAGAUAUGAAACUGUUGAAGACAAAAUCCGAUCAUCACAAGGAUCACAGGGGGUCAGUCUCGUAAGUGCAGUAGAUGUGGUCUUGGUGGUCAUAAUAGAGCAACUUGCAAGAUGCCAAUAUAGUGGAUUUGUUUGCUGUGUUCUUCACAAUUUAGUGAAAUUUUAACAAACUUCUUUUGCUUGAUUUCUAGUAACUUUGUUUCUGUUUGUGACAACUUUGUUUCAGUUUUUCAGAUUAUAUUUGCUUGAAUAUUAGUAACUUUGUUUCAGUUUGGGAGGACUUUGUUUAAUCUUCAUGCCGUAUUAACUUGGUUAGGAGAUCUGAUUCAAUCAAUCCCUUAAACAAACUGUGAUGUCCACUAAGUGUGGAUCGAUCGAUCUGUAUAUUGAACGGUCGAUCCAUUGGUCGAUCCUGAUCAAUAUGCAAAACAAACAAAAACACGGACAAUCUUUUGAUCGACCUGGUAUAGUUCUCUCGAUCGGCAAAGCUCGAUCUCGUCCCGACCGAUCGAUCGAAAAUAUGGACCGAUCGAUCGGCAAUAUGGAUCGAUCGGUUGCCCGUUUGGAACGAUCGAUCCCAUACUCUGAUACAUCUUAUUUGAACCGAAUUUAACUCAGCAAAAUAGAGAGAAUAUGAUAAAAACCUCCAUUUAUCCUCUCCUACAUGACUAUACUUAAUAGAAUGAUAACUUACCAUAGGUUAUAUAAUUAAUCAAAGUUAUAAUCCAAACUGGACUAAUAAAACAUGCAAACAAUCGAUUUAUCCUCUCCUGCAUCUUCUUAAAAUCUGAAGGAUGCACAAACACCAAGCAGCGAUCAGGGAAAUUUUCGCCGUCUAGCUCUAUAUCUCGGUCAUCUAAUCGGACCGCUGGCUUCUUCAAUGAUUUUUGAAGUUCCAAUGAAUCUGUUGGCUUCUUCAAUGAUUUAGGAAGUUCCAACCAAUCCAAUGAAUCUUCGACUUUAGCUUGAGAAGGAUUCAAACCUUUCACAAAUGUGUCUAAUGGAAGGUUCUUCAUGCAACUUUCCAAAAACUCUUGUGUACCCAUACGAAGAUCACUAGCUGAUGAUUGAGUAACAUUUGCACGAGGUAAAUUGACACACGAAUCAGCAGUCUUUAACUCUUGGUUUUUUACAGCCUGUUGACAAACACGUACAAUUACAAAUUACACAUACAAGUUUCAUGUUCAAAAUAGAGAAUAGACAUAAACGCCAAGUUUGAAAUCCAUAAUAAACAUACAAACUUCCAAAUACAUAUUACAUUAAAUAUAGUGAUUACAUAAACGACAAGUUUCAAAUACAUAUUACCGCCUCAUUCCAAGUUCUAACAACCUAGCUUCAAAGACCUACAUUCCAUCGCCUAGUUCCAAGCUUUCAACAUCUUUUAACUCUUUCUCUUAGUAGUUACCUUUUUCUUUGUUGGAGCAGUGCCUUUUUUGCUGGUGCUAGGACCACUGUUGAUUUUGGUCAAGCUAGGACCGCUUGCUUGAUCACUCUUUCCCACCAAUUCAGUCACCACUAAACUUGUCCUGAGCUGUGUAACCUCAGCCUCAAUUUUCCCCAAUCUGUCGGUUACAACGGUCUCAAAUUGCUCAGUUCUCUCUGAAGCUGUCCUGAGUUGUGUAACCUCAGUCUCAAUCUUACCCAACCUGUCCGAGAACUGCUGACAGAAUUUCUCCCCAAAAGCAGUAAAAGAAGCUUGUACCAGAUCCUCCAAGAAAUUUUUCAUAUCUGUGUCAAUAUUUCCUUUUGAUGAAGCAGCUAGGUGGCACAAAACAUUCUUUUUCCUUGACUCUGCUCCUCGGUCUGCAUGCUUUCUCUUGUUUCUUCCCGAAACAUCAGCUGUGCCAUCAACAUUCCCUGCAACAUGACUAUUUUCACCUCUCUCAGUAUCAGCUGUUUGAUCCUCUCCUUUCUCUUCGCCAGAUUCCUCAAAUUCAGAGUUCGUAGCUUCUUUUACUCCCCAAACAUGAUUGUUCCAAUCAUGUUUACUAUUGAUCAUAUCUAAAAUACGAUCUACUCUUUCAUCUUUCUUCUCAUCCUUCUGUACAAAAUCAGUUGCCAAAAGGACCACUCCAUCUAUGUGGGAUUCCAUGAAUGAAUGCAAAAUCCCCUACAUCAAUCAAAUCAUUAGUAAAGUGAACAAGAGAAUAAAUACUUUAAUUUGAAAAUAAAUUUGCAUACGUUUUCUGGGAAUAAGUUCUCAACGCCAAUGAUAUCUUCAUAAGAACAUUUUGCACAUCCUCUCCAAUUACCACACAGUGGACCUGUAAAAUUUUUACUGACUUUUGUGCCACAAAUCUCUCCUAAAGCAGGAACAGCUUCCAUUAUCCAAAUUUGGAAACCAAACAAGAAUCCUUCCAUCAGAUACCCCUCUUUCUGCUCUAAUUUAUGCCUUGUUUUAUCAAUUUGCUUCAGAAGGAAAUCAAACGAAUACAGACCCCAUGGGUAAUUCCGAAGCUUCUCCAAAUCCAUCGCCAACUUCAUGUACAGAUGCGGGAUAUUCACCUUCUCAUCCUUUCCCAUCACCACACCCAUAAUAACGCAAAGAUAUAUCAGUCUCACCCUAUCAACCCAAGUCCAGGUAUUGCUCUCUUCCAAAUGCUUCUUUUUUAUGAUCUGCAAAUUUAUUUUUCCAUUCGUCUUUAUCUGCUUGCUCCAAAAACCAUUAUCGUCUUUCCAUGUCACUAGCCCACUGUUAUUCUCUCGCUUCACUUUCAGACCAGUGACAGCAUGAUACUCUUGCAAUCCAAAACGCAGAGGUCUCCUAGCGAAAGUGAACCACUUCUCAUGUCUCUUGCUUGUCAUCAACUCCUUACACAAGAAAGAGUGUACCAACCUCGCCGAAAACUUCAGAUCAUUCUUCUGGAUAACCAUAAUCUGUGAAAAAAUGGGAUCUUUCAUAACUUCAUCGAAUUCUGGUUCCAUUUUUUCUUUUAGCAACUCGAGAAGUUUUAGUCGGCAGCUGUUAUUAAUCUUCUUAACCUGAGGUUCCAAUCCCUCACCGUAUAAACGAUUAGGCAACUCCAACUCCAUACCUGAAAUUUGAAAACAAUACAACAUAUAUCUAUUAAUAACAAAAACCUAAAAUCCCUAAAUCUAUCCCAAAAAUAUGAUUUAAACCAUGAUUGUGUACAAAAUCUUCUCUAAUCAUCACCUUAACACAUGAUUGAAGUCUAAAUAUCUUAACUAACUCAAAAAAUUUACCUUUUACCUUUCUAUUUUCAAACUCUAAAAAGAAGUGGAGAUAGAGUUUCAUACCUUUGCAGAACGAACUAAAGAGUGAUAGAUUCGUAAAAAGCUCACGAAAUCGUAUGAGUUAGGCCAAAUAAUCGUCCAAAUCAGAGAAUUGAGUGAGUUAGGGUUAAUGAACUUUGGGUGAGAAUUUGAUUUUCUCUCCCUUUGUUCGUGAAUGGGAAAUUAAGGGUUUUGUCCCAGAGAAAUCGAGCUUAAAAAGUUGAAAUCAUGCUUGGUCGGUUCAAAUCAAGUGGGAAUCAACCCGGAUAUAAUCAUACAAAACCAAAAAAAUCGAUUUGGGAUUCUUUCCUGGGCACGGGAUCGAUCGAUCUAUUCUUAGUGGAUCGGUCGAUCUGUACGGAAUCGACCUUCGCCGAUCGAGUGAAAUGGACCAGGUCGAUCAGUAUAUAUUUCGCGUUUUUUUUUGUUCUGAAUAAUUAUCGGGAUCGAUCGAUCCACUGUAACUUGUAAAUCUGGAUCGAUCGAUCCCGAUUGUCGAACUCAUUAUUUAUCUUUUUUAAAAAAUUACAAUUUUAAGGGCAUUACUGCCAUUUUCGAAAAAAUUAGUCUAAUAGGACAUAAAGUAGUACAGAUUAGUAUAAAGGGACAUAGUUUCCUUUUUUUUGCUCUAAAAAAACAGAUUUCCCAAAUUUUUUUUAAAAAAAAUUGUGGGUUCUUCGGCUCAAUUACUUGCAAGUAGAACAAAUAAUUUGCGGGUUCUUAGGAUCAAAGCUUCUUCAAACCAAAUACUUUCCAAAAUUAUAUUACAAAGCAAUUAAUUAUUAAAACGUACUCAUCAAAAUGCAUUUAACCACAGAUUUCUCAUAAUCAAAACAAUAACUCCAAAAAUAUUCCUCAAAUCAAAUCACGUUACAAUUUUUUUUAAUCAAAACACUCAUACACAAUAACUCCACAAUAUCAAAACCCUAGCCUACUUUACCUAUAAAACAUAAGUCACGGCAGCCACUAAUAAAAAGAAAAGAAAAACACACUGAAAAUUUCCAAUGGCAAGAGAUAGACCUCUCUUAAUGCUUGAACUAUUGCCAAUAUUUCAUCCAAACAGAAAUAAUGCUUGAACCAUUGUCAUCUCUACACAGGUACCAGAAACUGAUGGACAUCUACCUUUCUGCCAGUAACUUUAUGGUAUAAUAAAGUCGUAACCAUCUCUUCUUUGACUGUCAUUAUGCCUGGAGUAUUUGGGGAACCUUAGCCUCGCGAUGUGGAUUUCAGCCAGAAAGGUCGUGGGAUUGUGUAUUGGGACAACUUCAGGCGCAGAGCAGAAAUUCGUUGACGGGAACUCUGCUUCGUCUCUGCUGGCAGGCUUGCAUCUACUGGACUUGGACAGAGAGAAACGGCCGUUUGCAUCGACAGACUUUCCGGACACCAGAAAGUGUCUCGCGGACCUUAGUGAGGCAGAUCACAGAUAGGAUCUCUUCUCUAAGAGAUUCAAACCCUGCAGUAGCUUCUUCUCUCAUGCAGCAAUGGCUGGCGUAGUCGUUUCCUCCUCCACCCCUACGUUCCUCUGCAUCGUGAUCAUUGCUCCAGAAACCGUUCAAUCUCUAGUUUAAUGGGUUUUUUUAAAAAAAAAAAAGGCUCUUGGUCCUUUAUUGUGUGUCUAACUAACUGGUCUUCUGGGCUCUAAAACACUAGCUUAUGGCUUGUAUUUUUUUAUUUCUCCUGCAUUUUAAUAUGAAAGCUAUGUUCAAAAAAAAAAAAAAUAAUAAUAAUAAUGCUCCAAGUUACCGGCAAAAAGGCAGAGGUCCAUUAUUUUCCGCUACCUGUGUAACAAUGACAAUGAUCGAACGGUUAGGGGAUGGAGAUUAAUGUUUUUAAAGACCAGAGGGCUGUUGGCAGCUCGGGCAAGACGGGGGAAUGCUGACAGGACGUUGCAGACUGCAUCGAUUGAGUAUUUUGCUAGACGGAUAAUUUUCUAGUUGUGACACUUCAUGAAGGCAUGGGUCCGCCCCUGGUUGUAACUUGUAAGUGAAUUGCAUUUUUCUACGUAGAGCUUAUAUUGUCAUAAUGAUCAUCAAUUCUUCUUGUUCUUAAUUAUGCUCUAGGUUGAUGGAUGUGAAGCAAGGAUUGAAAGAACGAAGAAGGCAAAACUGUACUCUACCUUGCUUCCGAGUACGUUUAUACUGACCUCAAGAAAUUCAUCAGAAGCUAUAUAUAUAGGACACAACAUUCCCCAGGACACUGUCAAGGUUUAGAGAUUUUGUCUCUUAUUUUUUCUUUCUUAACUCUCACUCAAAUUAACCACACAUGUUGUACUGCGGAUUUGGAUAGGUGCUGACCACCACGGAUUUCAAACCUACCACUUAGAUUUAUCCAUCUGUUUGGCUAGGUGGCCUGUGUUACGAGUAGAUGUAAAAACAAUGAUUGUUAUUGAGAGAAAUACUGAUUUUACAAGAUAAACCUAAUCACAAAUCCCGCUCUUAUUCACUCAAAUUCUCGAUGCCCCCUCUCUUUAGCAAACAACAGCUUAGAAAGAGUAAGCAGCAAGUGAAAAUGUUAUGUGCUCACGUGAAUGCCACUGCCACCUCAUCCCCUCAUACGUAUCAGCUUGCUUAUCGCCAGUAGGCCCCAAGAGAUCAGUCGGAUGCUCCGGGUUAUUAUCGCCAGUAGGCCCCAAGAGAUCAGUCGGAUGCUCCGGGUUAUCAGGGAAAAAAGAUCUCACUCAGUAAGCUAUAAGAUGUAUUAUUUUGAAAUUUUGAUUGCAGAGCUUGAUGUACCAACUAUGCAAAAGCAUGGCUUUGUGCCAUGGCCAUGGAGUCUUGACACGGGGAUCUUAAGCCUCAGAAUCUCUUGAUGGACCGAAACACAAUGACGCUCAAAAUAGCUGAUCCUUGGAUUAGCCAGAGCCUUCACCCUCCCUAUGAAAAAGUACUACACAUGAGGUAUUAUUAAUUUAUAUGCUAUUUUGAAAUUUUCUAGAGUUCAAGUCCUGUGCAUCCUAUCUUUUGUUUGUCUGGAGUUUUAAAUUCCUAGUUUUUUUUUACUCUCCCUUGAUUUCCAUUGCAACAGAUACUAACUCUAUUCUAUAGAGCUCCUGAAGUCCUUCUUGGAGCAACCCAUUACUCAUCUGCUGUUGAUAUUUGGUCUGUUGGCUGCAUUUUUGGUACAACUACUUCCUCUCUCUCUCUCUCUCUCUUUUAGCUUCAUUCAUUUCACUUGAUCUCUUAUCAGUAAGUCCCUAAACACACACCUGUUAGAGACCUUGAUCGAUUAAUUGAGUCAGUCAGUGUGAAAAGUAAUAUUUCGUUUUAUUUGUGUGUUCUCAACAGAAAAUGCUGAUGUACGAGCCAGCUAAACAUAUCUCAGCAAAGAAGGCUAUGGAGGAGCAUCCUUACUUCGAUGAUCUUCCUCACAAGUCCUCUCUUUGAAGUUUUCUUUAUGAACUCUCAGUAGUAUAAUUUGUUAUUGCUUGUCUCAAGCAUUUAUCUUGCUAACUUAUGAUGAUAAAAUCUUUAAAAAUUUCCCUUUUUAUUGGCUCUCUAUUCCUAGUU